UAUUUCAACGUUUUGUUUUCUGAUGGUGCUAUAAGUUAAUUUUUAAGUUACGUUUCUGAUGGAGAACAUCCUACUCACUUUCAUUCAAAGAGAUUUCCUUUUGAAGCUGCAAGCCGGAGCGCCAGACCUUCUGACUAUCUGCAUGUGUUUACAGGUGAAAUAAUUCAUGGCAAGCGCAAUGAAGCUUCUCUCUAGACUUCCCAUUUUAAAGUCGGCUAAUGCCCCUAGAUGGCCUUAUAGAGUCCAGAGGCAGGCCAGCACUGAAUCAGCGCUGAAUCUGGAUUUCUUGGACUUUGAAGCCAUAUGCAAAAACCCACCGGAGCAUUUUAAUUUUGCAAGGGAUAUUCUGGAUCAGUGGAGUCAAAAGGAAAAGGAUGGGAAAAGACCUCCCAACCCAGCCCUCUGGUGGAUCGAUGGUAAAGGCGAAGAAGUGAGAUGGACUUUUGAGGAGCUGGGGGUUUUAUCCAGGAAAGCAGCGAAUGUGCUCUUGGACCAUUGCAAACUGAGCAAGGGAGACAGAGUCCUACUGAUCCUCCCCAGGGUGCCUGAGUGGUGGCUGAUCACCGUGGGAUGCAUAAGAACAGGCAUUAUCUUCAUUCCAGCAACCGUCCUACUGACAGCCAAAGACAUACAGUAUAGGCUUCAAAUUUCUAAGGCCAAAUGCAUAGUUACAAAUGAUGCCAUAGCUCCACUGGUCGAUUCUGUUGCCUCCGAAUGCCCCUCUCUGAAAAGCCGGAUGCUGGUUUCCGAAGGCUGCAGCAGAGAAGGAUGGCUGAACUUCCAUGAUCUGCUUGAGGCCGCCUCCAGCCAGCAUGAGCCUGUGAACACAAAGAGCCAAGACCCAAUCAGCUUCUACUUUACUAGCGGGACGACCGGUUAUCCAAAAAUGGUGGAACAUGCCUCCAUCAAUAUGGGGGUGGGGCUGAUAUACGGUGGAAGGCACUGGAUGAAUCUGGUCCCCUCUAGCUUGAUCUGGGGCCUUUCGGACACCGGCUGGGUCAAAUUUGCCUUCAGCAGUUUGUACAGUGCCUGGGCUCAAGGGUCGUGCGUCUUCUCCCACGGCAUGCCUCAGUUUGAUCCCACAGAAGUGCUAAAGACCCUCAACAAGUAUCCAGUGACGACCUUCUGUGGCACCCCAACCAUCUUCCGUAUGCUUCUUCAGCAAGACCUCCGCAAAUACAAAUUCAAGAGCCUGACAACCUGUUUAUGUGGUGGGGAGCCCCUGAACACUGAAGCGAUGGAGCAAUGGAAGGCCCAGGCGGGACUGGAUAUCUAUGAAGGCUAUGGGCAGACUGAGAGUACCUUGAUAUGUGGAACCAUGAGGCAUAUGAAAGUAAAACCUGGGUUUAUGGGGAAACCCUGCCCACCCUAUGAUGUCCAGAUUAUAGAUGAGCACUGCAAUCUCCUACCGGCUGGAAAAGAAGGAGACAUUGCUGUUAGAAUCAAACCAAAAAGGCCCUUGGGCCUUUUCACUCGUUACGUGGAUGAACCUGAAAAAACUGCCUCGACGGAACGUGGAGACUUCUACCUAACUGGGGAUCGAGGGAUCAUGGAUGAAGAGGGCUACAUCCAGUUUGUUGCAAGAGCUGAUGAUGUCAUCUUAUCUUCUGGGUAUCGCAUUGGACCCUUUGAAGUGGAAUUUGCUUUGAUGGAACACCCUGCAGUGGCUGAAGCAGCUGUGGUCAGCAGCCCUGAUCCCAUAAGAGGAGAGGUUGUCAAAGCUUUGAUCAUCCUGAAUCCUGCCUACGAGUCGCACGAGAAGGACAAAUUGAUUCUUGAACUGCAAGAACAUGUCAAAACGGUAACAGCACCCUACAAGUACCCCAGACAGAUAGAGUUUGUUCAGGAUCUACCCAAGACAAUUUCUGGGAAAGUCCAAAGACAUCUGCUGAGGAAGAAGGAGUGGGAGAAAGCCCAGUGAGACUUGGCAGCUUGCAAACAGCAACCAGUUGAA
Pogona vitticeps (central bearded dragon) is the source of this 1954-nucleotide messenger RNA. Its product is annotated as acyl-coenzyme A synthetase ACSM3, mitochondrial. Lineage: Eukaryota; Metazoa; Chordata; Lepidosauria; Squamata; Agamidae. Gene Ontology annotation, biological process: acyl-CoA metabolic process; fatty acid biosynthetic process. Gene Ontology annotation, molecular function: fatty-acyl-CoA synthase activity; fatty acid ligase activity. Gene Ontology annotation, cellular component: mitochondrial matrix. The record is from RefSeq and is a predicted model, not a curated record.